CCUGCGGGCGGGCAAAUGGCGCCGGGCUCGCCGUUGAAGCGCCUGGCGCGGCGGGCGGCGAAGGGCCCGCUCGAGAGGGCCGGCCUGGCGGGGCUCGCGGCUGCGGCGGCCGUGUCAGCCGCCGCGCUGCUGCUGCUCUGCUCCGCCUCGCUCCGCUGCUCGGCGGCCGCGCCGGCGGCCGCGCCCCGGAAGCUCUGGGCCGGCGGGGUCUCCGUCGCGGUGGCGGGGAGCGAGGAGGAGGAGGAGGACUGCGACCAGUUCGACGGCAACUGGGUGCGGGCCGGCGGCGGCUACCCGCUCUACGACUCCAGGGCCUGCCCCUUCCUCGACGUCGGCUUCCGCUGCUCCGAGAACGGCCGCCCCGACGCGGCCUACGCCACGUGGCGGUGGCAGCCGGCGCGCUGCCACCUCCCCAGAUUUGAUGCCAAAAGCAUGCUCGAGAAGCUACGGAACAGAAGAGUAGUAUUUGUUGGUGAUUCAAUUGGAAGGAACCAAUGGGAGUCUCUACUUUGCAUGCUCUCUACUGCUGUUCAUAACAAGAGCUCGAUCUAUGAAGUUAAUGGGAGUCCCAUCACAAAACACAUGGGUUUCUUAAUUUUCAACUUUAGAGACUACAAUUGCACUGUGGAAUACUACAGAUCCCCUUUUAUAGUCCUUCAAGGUCGUGCGCCAGCUGGAGCCCCUGAUAUUGUCAAGUACACAAUUCGAGUGGAUGCCAUGGAUUGGAUGUCUGACCGGGGUAAAUGGAACGAUGCUGACGUAUUGAUUUUCAACACUGGCCAUUGGUGGAACGAUGAUAAAACAAUCAGGGGGGGUGCCUACUUCCGAGAAGGUGAUGAGGUGAAAAUGGACAUGACUGUUACAGAUGCUUACCGAAGAUCAAUACAGACAUUGUCCGAUUGGCUUCACAGAGAAGUUAACACAAGCAAGACCCAUGUCAUCUACCGUACAUAUGCUCCUGUGCAUUUCAGAGGUGGUGACUGGAAGACUGGAGGGAGCUGCCACUCAGAAACUCUUCCAGAUUUGACUCCACCUGAAUCGCUGGAAGAAUGGGCUGACCUGCUUAAACCUGUGAAUGAUGUUCUAGGGAACAAUCUGAAUCCCAAGCUUUCUGGUGUAGAUAUCCUGAAUGUGACACGGAUGACAGCUCAGCGGAAAGAUGGUCAUCUCUCAGUAUACCUAAGCCCUUCAGGACCUGUGCCCCGCUACAAACAGGAUUGCAGCCACUGGUGCCUGCCAGGUGUCCCAGACACCUGGAAUGAGCUUCUCUACGCCCUCAUCAUGAAGAGGCAUAUGAAAAUGGAUCAGAAUGUUUCCCUUGAUGGCACUAUAACGCUGAACAAUGGCUGAUAAUGACGAUCCACUGAGUGCUCUCUGAAGUGUGAAGGGAGGUGGCAAGGUAAAUCCAGCAGCUGCUCAUGCCAGACAUUUUUGGAUAGUGGGUGUCAGUUUGCAGGAAGCUGCAGCACCCUGCCGUUUUUUUGUUUGUUUUUUUUUGAACAUAUCGAGAUUAGUGUUCAGCUCUGAAGGAAAGCGGUGUGUUUCAUGCAGAUGAUAUUAGUGUUAGCGGUGGUGAACAUAGCUAGCUAGGGCGCUAAAGUGAAUGAUGUAAAUAUAUACAACGGCGUGGUUGGAAUGGGCAAUGUGGUUUUAAUUGAAGUGUCA
Molecule: messenger RNA, 1665 nt
Organism: Panicum virgatum (switchgrass)
Lineage: Eukaryota; Viridiplantae; Streptophyta; Magnoliopsida; Poales; Poaceae
Product: protein trichome birefringence-like 10
Exons: 4
Coding region: 16-1350 (444 amino acids)
Cellular component (GO): Golgi apparatus
Molecular function (GO): O-acetyltransferase activity
Source: RefSeq, a predicted model, not a curated record